UAGAAUUGAGUUAAAAACGUGGACUGGAGAUGUAAAAUUGGAAAUUAAAAGUUUUUACGACGCAAUUGAACAUGCUUUACAAGAUACUUCACUUGAUAUUCAAAAACAAGAAAGACUAAAUGUUUUAAAGGAAACGCCUGAAGAUACGGCUCGAAAUAGAUCAGAUCUAAAAUAUUCAAAUGAAGCACGCAAUGCUUAUGAUGAUAUUUAUAAUGCACUGGAGACUUUGAAUGAGACUUUGAAUAAGACAGAUUUAACAAAAUUUGAUGGCAAUGACCCAUUAAGAAUACAAGUUAUUGAUAUAUCUUCUGAGUGGGCUCGUUCUUAUCUUAAAAAUGAUACAAUUGAUUUUUUCAAGGGAAGCUUUUCAAGAAGUUUGAUUUUAGAUAAAAGUAUAACGGAAGAAUGUAAAGAAAUAAUCCAAAAACAUCAUAUAAAUAAAGAUUUAAAGUGGGUUAUUUCUGAAGGGUCCGUCCCUUCUUUAAACAAAUGGGUAGAAAGUGUGGAGUCACAAAAGCAUUGUGCACAAAAAAUUCUUGAAUCUUUAACUGGCAUCUGGAAUUUAAGAACAAUUUGGUCCAAAAAUCAGUCCGAGAGAAUUUAUGUAGCGCAAAUUGUUGAACCACUCAUUUCUGUUGCGCUCGAAAAUCUGCCAGUAGAUAUUAAAUAUGAACUAAAAGGAGAAAAGCAAAGUCUUGCUAGUAAAAAUUAUAAGUCAAAUUCCUUGAACUCUGCAGUUGGUGAUCGUCCGGACAUAAUGUUUACUAUAAAAAUCGGCGAGAGUCAUCUUGAGUUGCUUUAUGUUGAAAGUGGUCGUUGUCUGACUACAGAUCAAAAGGUUUUUUCAGAUCAUAACAAGUUAGCUUGUUUAUGCAAAGGGGGAUAUAAAUAUGUAACUACUCGGAAAAAAUUAGACAAUAAAAAUAUUUAUUCUUUCCUUACGAUUUUAGGCAUAAAUAUAGCUGGCGAUCAUAUGAAGAUAUAUGGACUUCAACGGAAAGAUAAUCCUUACUUUUAUUUUCCACUUGCCGAAGCCUGCAUACCUUUAGAAAAUACAUCAUGGGAAAAUGUUCAAGACUUAGUUUACGCGCUAUUAUUAAUACGACACAUUAUUAUAGUCGUGGCUCAUAAUUUAAGGACUGCUAAAAAAUACAAUAAUGCUAAAAAAGGAAAAAAGAAAUCGACACAUAUCAUGUUAAAGGAAAACACUACAUUACAAAAAUUAUAUUUAGAUUUGAAUACAAUUAGCAACGGUGGUUCUUUAAUAGCAAAAUCACUUUACACUAAUACUACAUUGAGA
Molecule: messenger RNA, 1300 nt
Organism: Racocetra persica
Lineage: Eukaryota; Fungi; Glomeromycota; Glomeromycetes; Diversisporales; Gigasporaceae
Source: the annotation of a GenBank genome assembly